AUGGAUACUGGCACUGACUCUUCCACUAGCAAGUUUGUUCCUGAAUACAGACGUACCAAUUUUAAAAAUAAAGGUAGAUUUUCUGCUGACGAACUUCGUCGUCGUAGAGAUACACAACAAGUUGAACUCAGAAAAGCGAAGAGGGAUGAAGCUUUAGCCAAGAGAAGAAACUUUGUUCCACCAACUGAUGGUGCCGAUUCCGAUGAAGAGGAUGAGAGCUCCAUUUCUGCAGACCAACAAUUUUAUAGUCAGCUACAACAAGAAUUACCACAAAUGACGCAACAACUUAACUCUGAUGAUAUGCAAGAACAAUUGAGUGCUACUGUCAAAUUCAGACAAAUUUUGUCCAGAGAACACCGUCCUCCAAUUGAUAUUGUCAUCCAAGCUGGUGUGGUUCCAAGAUUAGUAGAAUUCAUGCGUGAAAACCAACCAGAAAUGCUACAAUUGGAAGCUGCUUGGGCUUUGACUAACAUUGCAUCAGGUACAUCAGCUCAAACAAAGGUCGUUGUGGAUGCUGAUGCUGUACCACUUUUCAUUCAACUAUUAUAUACCGGCUCCGUUGAAGUUAAAGAGCAAGCUAUUUGGGCUUUAGGUAACGUCGCUGGUGAUUCUACCGAUUAUAGAGACUAUGUUCUACAGUGCAACGCCAUGGAGCCAAUUCUAGGCCUUUUCAACUCCAAUAAACCAUCUUUGAUCAGAACCGCUACUUGGACUUUAUCCAAUUUAUGUCGAGGUAAAAAACCACAACCAGAUUGGUCCGUUGUCUCCCAAGCCUUACCAACUUUAGCAAAAUUAAUCUAUUCAAUGGACACUGAAACUUUGGUUGACGCUUGUUGGGCCAUAUCUUACCUAUCCGAUGGUCCACAAGAAGCUAUUCAAGCUGUAAUCGAUGUUAGAAUUCCAAAGAGAUUAGUUGAAWUACUAAGCCACGAAUCGACCUUGGUUCAAACUCCUGCUUUAAGAGCUGUGGGUAACAUAGUAACUGGUAAUGAUUUACAGACUCAAGUGGUUAUAAAUGCUGGUGUCUUAUCUGCCUUAAGACUACUACUAAGCUCUCCAAAAGAAAACAUAAAGAAAGAAGCAUGUUGGACCAUCUCUAAUAUUACGGCAGGUAACACUGAACAAAUCCAAGCAGUUAUUGAUUCGAACUUAAUCCCUCCAUUGGUCAAACUGUUGGAAGUUGCAGAAUAUAAAACUAAAAAAGAAGCUUGUUGGGCCAUUUCUAAUGCCUCCUCAGGUGGUUUGCAAAGACCAGACAUCAUCAGAUAUCUAGUAUCUCAAGGUUGUAUAAAGCCGUUGUGUGAUUUGUUAGAAAUCGCUGAUAACAGAAUCAUCGAAGUUACUUUAGAUGCCCUAGAGAAUAUCUUAAAGAUGGGUGAAGCCGAUAAAGAAGCUCGCGGUUUGAAUAUUAAUGAAAAUGCUGACUUUAUUGAAAAAGCUGGUGGUAUGGAAAAGAUUUUCAAUUGUCAACAAAAUGAAAAUGAUAAGAUUUAUGAAAAGGCAUACAAGAUCAUUGAAACUUAUUUCGGUGAAGAAGAGGAUGCUGUAGAUGAAACUAUGGCUCCACAAAAUGCCGGCAAUACUUUUGGAUUUGGUUCUAAUGUUAACCAACAAUUCAAUUUCAACUAA
Messenger RNA from Saccharomyces eubayanus, 1629 nucleotides. RefSeq names its product karyopherin alpha (gene SRP1). NCBI's taxonomy places the organism in Eukaryota, Fungi, Ascomycota, Saccharomycetes, Saccharomycetales, Saccharomycetaceae. Gene Ontology annotation, molecular function: protein binding; nuclear import signal receptor activity. Bases 1 to 1629 code for a protein of 542 amino acids. The transcript has a single exon. Gene Ontology annotation, cellular component: nucleus; nucleoplasm; cytoplasm. The record is from RefSeq and is a predicted model, not a curated record. Gene Ontology annotation, biological process: NLS-bearing protein import into nucleus.